Molecule: messenger RNA, 897 nt
Organism: Fomitopsis serialis
Lineage: Eukaryota; Fungi; Basidiomycota; Agaricomycetes; Polyporales; Fomitopsidaceae
Exons: 5
Coding region: 1-897 (298 amino acids)
Biological process (GO): transcription elongation by RNA polymerase II
Cellular component (GO): elongin complex; nucleus
Source: RefSeq, a predicted model, not a curated record
AUGCCGACUCUUGUACAGCUUUGCCAGCGAGGUGAGUGUGUUACCGUAAUGGCGAAGUUCACACGAAAUCUCGGUAUGCGGUUCGACUUAGUUAAACCCAUACUUGAGAAUUGCACCGCCGAAAUGCUGCUCCGGUUAGAGCAGGCCAGUCCGGUCCAAAUUUGGAAGGGGCUGUGCUUCAGAACCUCCAUGAAAGCCGCCCAGAUAUGCGAAUCCGAUCAAGGUCCAGAACCGGAGUCAUGGCGCGACCAAUGGUUUGCUCUGCAAGAGAUGGAGGCACAACGAUUCGAAGACCUGAAGUCGCGUUUGCGGACAAUCCGCCAGGAAGCUGACGACCGCAAGAAAGAAUCCGGAAUAAAGCUCACUGACAGAUUGCCGCCCGCCAAACGCGGCCGACCCUGGGGUGCAACGUAUCAGCCCAAGACCCUUAUUCAGAGGACUCGAACAGAGGCAGCGCGCAUGCAGAAGGGUGUCUACGUUACGCCAAUGAUCCCCAUGAAAGCCAAGACUUCCUGUGCGGCGCCAUCCGUGCCUACCGCCAACCGCCCAAUGGUUUCCUCGUCAGCCACGAUCUCGACAACCCCUUCAGGAAGCUCUGUGCCCCCAGGCCACCGUUCCGGCAGCCGCGUCACGGUGACCGCUGUAGCCGUGCGUCGUACUCCGGCUUCCGGAUCGCCUCCUGCGAUGAAGGAUACUCCUCCUUCCACACCGUUGUCCGCCUUCGAGAUGCGAUGUAGUCCACCCUCUACGUCACCACCCGCCACAUGUCACUCUCCCCCGUCACGCCCGGUGUCUGCUAGGUCUGGCUCAGGAAAGAAAGAUCCCAUGUCAAUUUUCAUACCCAAACAUCGUGCUCAUUCGCAAUUACCGUCUUCACGCGACGCUACACGGACUUAG